This is a messenger RNA of Cyprinus carpio (common carp), 2898 nucleotides long. RefSeq names its product neuropeptide Y receptor type 4-2-like. Gene Ontology annotation, molecular function: G protein-coupled receptor activity; peptide binding. Gene Ontology annotation, cellular component: membrane. Gene Ontology annotation, biological process: neuropeptide signaling pathway. Lineage: Eukaryota; Metazoa; Chordata; Actinopteri; Cypriniformes; Cyprinidae. The record is from RefSeq and is a predicted model, not a curated record.
AUAAGCCAGGAAGAUACUCGUUUUCUUUUGCUAAAGUAAGGAAAAUUUGCUUCCUUUGCUCCUGUUAACAAACGUUGGUUUCCACGAGACUCACCAGCGCAUGCGCAGCACUGACCCCAUACCUCAAGCUCCAGGAACUGCUUCUGUGUACAACUGUUGGUGCAAGCUAGAUUAAAGUGAUUAUUAUGUUUUGAAUAUGGAAUAUAUCUUACAAAAAUGCAUGGAGUCGCUACAGGAGGCCUUUGUUCAAAUCUUUGUUCAAAUGGGGGCAUUUUAUUUUACUUCUUUUGGACUGAAGCACUGCAACACCCACUGAGUGCCAUUAAACAGCUCGAAAGAUCAAAGACAAUUUUUAAUAUAACUCUGACUGGAUUCGUCUGAAAGAAGAAAGUCAUAUACACCUAGGAUGCCUUGAGGGUGAGUAAUUUAUGGCCUAAUUUUCAUUUUUGGGUGAACUAACCCUUUAAGCAUCCUUGGACCAUUAACAUAUAUAACGUAACAGUAUUUUUAUGACAAUAGUUUAUUAUAUUGUGGGGAACGAAUAUUUUUGAAAUGGUAAAGUAUGCAGUACUGAAUUUAAAAUGCUGUGAGCACUGUGUCCAGACGGAUGUAGGCCUGUUUCAGUAAAGAGAGGCGGAUUUUUACAGUAGGGGAGAACUGAAGUGGGGUGGAAAUAUUCAGGUCACCGCUGUUAAUUUAAUGAUACUUACAUGUAAUGGAUCUACAUCUUAAAGGACAGGAGGUUACAGGAAGAAUGCACAGCUGGUGACCGGCUGUAUUGCAACCGCGAGGAGGCGCACGUGCGCAGCGAUCGAAGACGAUUAAAGACGAAGCUUGAACCUCGAGCGGUAACUCAUCUCCUUACCAGAGCUCGUGAACAGGUAACUGACGCACCACAGCGCUGGAUUUAAUGGAAGUCUGCUGGAAAAGGCACGUUGAUGUUUACCUGGAGGAUAUAUUUUAACUUUUGACCCACUGGAAGAUUCAGUGUUUGAUCAAAGUCAUACGUGAUACAGAUUACCUUAAUGUUUGAAGGAAGAAAACAAAGAACGAAGAGGACGUACACAUAUUAGAUAAAGAAGAGGGUCUACUAUGCUCUUGAUGUCAUCUGUAUUGUUUGGGAAAAUAAAUGUGAAUACUAAUACUGUAUUUGGUACUGAGUGAGGAAGAGAUUUGUUCUGAGUAUUUAAAACGACGAAAGAAAGAGCAAUGGAUUUGACAUCUUCUGUUUUUCUUCAUUGUCUUCAGUCUUUUUUAUGCAUAAAUGGAAACUUUGGCACCUAAAAAGUAAAUUAAAAAUAUGUAGUUUUAUUUACGUAGUUUAGUUAUGAUGUAGUUCAGUGAUAGUUCACCCACUCAACAUCACGGGAAAACCACUAUGAAUCUGACCCCAGAUCAGCCACCAACCCUGCUCUACGACCUUCCCAGGGCAUUGGACCUUCAGCGUGAACCACAAAACAAGAACAGGUCCGCUCCAGCCAGCUUCUUCAACAGCACCUUCUUCUUUCAGGAUAAUGCAGCUUUAGAAUGGCAGCUGUUCCUCACCAUCCAAGAGCCUGGCACCAUUAUUUUGACUGUCCUGUACUCUAUUUCCUUCCUUGUGGGUUUUUUUGGCAAUGUCAUGUCCCUCAAAGUCCUACUGAGCCAGCAUGGAAGCAUGCGACUGUCUGGUGCUAGUGCCACCCGUUGCCUGCUGAUAAACUUAGCGGUGUGCGACCUGGCAGUGGUUUGCGUGUGCAUGCCUGUCACCCUGGGCCACCGCAUCUAUACGCCAUGGGUGUACGGCGACUUUUUGUGCAGGGCGGUGCCCUUCACGCAAGCGGUGUCUGUUUCCUCCAGUGUCCUGAGCAUCACGGUCAUCAGCAUCAGUCGGUACUAUGCAGUUCACUCACCGCUACAAUCCCGCGCCUACUUCACUCGUCGACGCAUCCUCGCCUCUGUCACAAUUGUGUGGCUUGUCUCCUCAGUGAUCUGCAUGCCAGUCGCAAUAGUUACAAGGCGUGAUGAAGUAGCUUUGAUCGAAGGGCUAGCCAUCGUGUUGCCCGUCUGUGGAGAGGUAUGGCCUCAGCCGCGCUUGCGACAGGUGUACAAUGUCCUGCUGUUUAGCGCCCUCUACUGUCUACCUGUUGGGUUUAAUCUCACUUUAGCCUUCCUCACAUAUCGUCGGCUGCGUAGCACUGGUUCUGAGGGUCGGUUCACAGAGUUGGACCCCCGUUCCCAGGCACUUCAUGAAACAAGGCUGCAGGGGCGCAGGCAGAUUGCACGUAUGGUUGCAGCUUUGGUGCUGCUGUUCGCUCUGUCAUGGUUGCCAAUGUAUGUGACUGAUAUUUGGCUGGACCGUGAGUUGCACCAUCCACCAGAUUGGCUCCUUCAGACCAGACCCUUUGCACAAUGGCUGGGCCUCACCAACUCUUCUCUCAAUCCUUUUUGCUACUGCUUCAUUGGUGACCUCCACCGCUCAGCCAAAGCUUUGCGUUUGCGCCUCUGUGGCUCGUCCCCGGCCUCGGCGCUAGCUAUGGCUUCUCUCCCGAAAAUAUUCAACCUGCAGAAUCAAGAUAAGUCUCAAGCGGGCGGUGCCAACAACUCAACCAACUCCUGCGGGGAGGACAUUGGGAACCUCAAUCUGUCGAUGUGGUGGACUCAAUCUCGCACAUGUGAGUCAAUGAGCUUGCCAUACCACUUAGGAAUGACUGAGGCAAUUACACUGGAUACAUAGCAGAUCUGAUGCACUGCUGUGGACAUUUGCUCUCAGAUGUGUUGUGCUUUGUGCUUCUAGAAAACUGGAUUUAAGGGUUAGUUUGCAGAGAAAUCAUUUAAAUACUCUCAUGUCGUUUCAAACCUGCAUGACUUAUUUUCAUCUGUGAAACACAAAGGAUGAUAUUUUGUUCAUAUAAUGAA